AUGGGCAAGAAAGUGAUUCCCUCUCGGUCUGAUCUCGUUGACUACGGCCACACCGUUGCUGGACAUGCAGGAACCAUGCAGGAUGCCGACGGCGAACUCUUCAUCAAGCCUUGUACUCAGGCGGAGAUCGAUUUCUACAACUCUGCCAACGACAGCCACCCCGAAUUCGCCGAACUGAUGCCCUUGUACAUGGGCACUCUCCAGCUCAACGAUUCCGCUGAGCUCAGCUCUAUUGAAGAUGGUGUCGCCGGCCCCGUCGCAACAGAAGCCGCCAAGGCGGAACUGACGCAGGCGGUUACUGGACAGGCUUCCACAGAGCAGCAAGACAAGGAAAAGUGGGUGCAGAACAAGUCGAAGAAGAUCAAGACGGACCAGGCCGUGGUUCUCGAGAACUCGGGUGCCGGCUUCACGUCUCCCAACAUCCUCGACGUCAAGCUUGGCGUACGCCUUUGGGCCGACGAUGCGCCCGCUGAGAAGAAGAAGAGGUUCGACGACAUUACCUCCAAGACCACGCACGGUCCCCUGGGCUUCAGGAUCGCCGGUAUGAAGGUGUACCGUGGCUCGUCGAUGAAGUCCGAGCUGGAUCACGAAGACUACAAGAUCUACGACAAGGACUACGGCCGCGUCCACGUCAACACGGAGAACAUUGUCGAAAACUUCCGCAAGUUCAUUUUUAACAAGAACGCUGGCAUCGAUGACGAACUCGGCCAAGCCAUUGUACAGGCAUUCCUUCGUGACCUACGCAAUGUGGAACAAGUCCUCUCUUCUGAGGAGAGCAGGAUGUACUCGGCAAGCUUGCUGUUUGUGUUCGAAGGCGACGGUGACAAAUUGAGGGAAGCCAUUGCGCAGAACAACGCAGCUGUCGACCGCAUCGAGGCCGACGAGAACGAGAAGCCUGGUAGAACUACCCUUAGAGUGGACAGUGGUAUCGAGCUGAUCGACCAAGAUGCUGCAAACCUCGAUGCUGACGACAACGACGACGAAGAGGACGGCCCUGCUCUGCCCAGGGUCUACUCGCUGAAGCUCAUCGACUUCGCCCAUGCGCAGUGGACUCCUGGCCAGGGCCCUGACGAGAACACGCUCAAGGGCGUGCGAAGCCUGAUUGACAUUUUCGAGAAGCUGGCGCAAUAA
Molecule: messenger RNA, 1131 nt
Organism: Colletotrichum truncatum
Lineage: Eukaryota; Fungi; Ascomycota; Sordariomycetes; Glomerellales; Glomerellaceae
Product: inositol polyphosphate multikinase
Biological process (GO): phosphatidylinositol phosphate biosynthetic process; inositol phosphate biosynthetic process
Cellular component (GO): cytoplasm; nucleus
Molecular function (GO): inositol-1,4,5-trisphosphate 3-kinase activity; inositol hexakisphosphate kinase activity; inositol-1,4,5,6-tetrakisphosphate 3-kinase activity
Source: RefSeq, a predicted model, not a curated record